ACUAAUGUUCCGACGUGUCAGGGAUGCUCUGGCUGCAGCGUUGGAUUAAACAGUCAUCGUGGUUUCAGAUGUUUUGGACAUACACUUUAGAAACGUCUCCUGGCAGCGAAGUGACCCGGUGGAGUAGGCCGAGCUGUUCAGCACCAUGGCGAGCUCCCGCGCUCCGCGCCCACUGCACGGCCACAUGUUUGGAUUCCACGGGGGGAGCAGCUCAUAACUGGUGAACUGUAGACUCACUUUGUUUGGAAACUUUAUUCUACUAACAAUAUCACAGUGCACGCGAACCUGUCAAAAAAGCGCGUGGUUGCUAGGCGACCACAUAGUCUGAGCAUCGCUACAAGGCGAUUCUUGGUUGGAUUUCCAAGUUGCUAUUCACAUAAAGUGCGCGGCGAUCGCGGGUGCGCCGCUGAUGUGAAAUGCGUUUGCUUUUGUCACCAGUUUGGAGCGUUCCUCAGCCAAUCAGAGUGAAGAACCGGCCCCUCACAGCUCCCCUCCGCCCGCCCAGAACUGUAAUUGGCUGAUGUGAAAAUCAAUUUUCCCACUACACUACUCUCUCGGGAUAAAUACUUCUUGGAAAUGUGCCCUCCCACUGAUAUCUAUGUAAUGCUAUAGUGCCAUUCACUGAACUCACAUAGGGGCUGCAUUUAAGCCUGGGAGACUUGGGGGGGGAGAGCCAGAUGCUGAUGCAGGUUUGAAGGCAGGAAAAUAACAAACCUAAACUAACAUCAUGAGUUUGAACUACGCGUCUGCGGCGCCCACGCAGAGGUCGACUUCGUUUUUCAUUGAGGAUAUCUUACUGCACAAACCCAAGCCACUGAGGGAUGUCAUUCCCUCGCCGUUCUGUAGCUCCCUGGCCUCCCGGAUGCCCAUCCUUGAGUAUGGAUACCCACUGAUGCCAACGCCAAUACUGGCGCCACAUGCGCACCAUCCUCUCCACAAGCCCGAGCAUCACCAGUACUUCUUCACAUCUGGGAUGCAGAUGCCGGCCUUGUUCCAGCACCACGCCGAGUUACCAGGGAAGCACUGCAGGCGCAGGAAGGCCAGAACGGUUUUCUCCGACUCGCAGCUGUCCGGCCUGGAGAAGAGGUUUGAGAUCCAACGGUACCUGUCCACACCGGAGAGAGUGGAGCUGGCCACAGCGCUGAGCCUGUCCGAGACACAAGUAAAAACGUGGUUUCAGAACCGGCGGAUGAAGCACAAGAAGCAGCUGAGGAAAGCGCAGGACGAGCGCAAGACGCCCGGGGAGCUGGAGAGGUCCGGGGAGAACUCAAGCGAGAGCGAGCUGCACAACAAGAGCGCGGAGGAGCUCAAACAGGGACUGGAGCCGGACUCGUACAUGCUGGAGGAAAACGACGACGACGUGGAUAUCGAGGAUGACAUUUGCUCACCGGACCAUAUACUAUAGUAGGCUGCAGAGCUGUUUUAUAAGCUGUAAAUAUAUUGUAGAUAACACUUAACCUUUCCUUCCAUAUGAAUAUAGAAAUGGCAGCUUAUUACCAUUAUCAUUGUUAUAAUUCUACACGUGUUUAUUUUGAAAUGUUAUUUCCGUGUUUUUGUUUUUUCAGUCUAAAAAUCUGUAGAAAUGAAAGAUGAGCCAAGCUCUUUGCUUUGUAACAUGGACGCACCUCAUCCUUUUGCACUUUCAUCACAAACGAAAAUUUCCAUGCUAUCCUUUAUAGCAUUUUUUAAUCUUUAUUUCGAUUUGUGGAUUGAUAUUUCUUUUCAUUUUGUUUACAAUAUUGGACAUUUUCUAAAUGAACUUCUGGUCGGAGACUACUUCAGUGACCGCCCUUUAUAUUUCUG
This is a messenger RNA of Monopterus albus (swamp eel), 1803 nucleotides long. It is a transcript of the gene bsx, whose product is annotated as brain-specific homeobox. NCBI's taxonomy places the organism in Eukaryota, Metazoa, Chordata, Actinopteri, Synbranchiformes, Synbranchidae. The record is from RefSeq and is a predicted model, not a curated record. Gene Ontology annotation, molecular function: DNA-binding transcription factor activity, RNA polymerase II-specific; DNA binding. Bases 728 to 1405 code for a protein of 225 amino acids. The transcript has 3 exons. Gene Ontology annotation, biological process: regulation of DNA-templated transcription.